Molecule: messenger RNA, 303 nt
Organism: Oikopleura dioica
Lineage: Eukaryota; Metazoa; Chordata; Appendicularia; Copelata; Oikopleuridae
Source: the annotation of a GenBank genome assembly
AUGGAUGUGAAUGCGACUUUUCGGGAGGAGUAUAAAUUGUGGAAUAAUCUGUAUCGCGGCAAAAAAUGGGUCUUGGAAAAUCGACUCGAAAAUAACACUGAAGGCAUUACUGUAACCAACAGCAGACGCGAUAUUGGUUUCAGCAAUCUCCCAAUCGAGAAAAUUGUUAACACAACUGGAUUUUCUUUUUGCAGCGGAUCGGACGAAGAUAAAUUUGGUGGAAUUUCCUGGAUACCAAUUUACAACCGGUUUUCAGUCACAUCCUCUUCUCUCGGGCGAACUUUCUGCAUCUUCGACCCCUGA